This is a messenger RNA of Didymodactylos carnosus, 1136 nucleotides long. The record is from the annotation of a GenBank genome assembly. Lineage: Eukaryota; Metazoa; Rotifera; Eurotatoria; Philodinida; Philodinidae.
UACCGCACUGAGGUCUAUCGAUCCAUGUACAAAUCGCUGGAAUCGGAAGGGGACAUCUCGAAAGGUUCCCUCGUAAGUGUCACUUCAAGUGAGAGACACUUCGAAGUGUGUGCAGCAAAAUUGGAGGGUAUUUCUCCCUGGAUUUAUCAUAAUGUGUUAAAUAAUGCAUUGCUAGACAUAAACCAAAAAUUCACUUGAUCUUUAAGAUUAAGUCAUAAAUAAAGAUUCAGUCCCGAUUCGUCGACACUCACUCUCACACCGCCCCCUCCCCGCCUUUGAAAUUCUUUGAUGUAUAUUCUCUGAAGUGUCCUAUUUGUCGACGAACCGGGACGAUACCAUAAAUAAAGAUUUAAAUAAUAUUUAAAAAAUGUUAUACAGCAUUAAAGCAUAGUCAUAGAGAUUCAGUCCCGAUUCGUCGACAAAUUAAUAAAAUAUAAUUGAAAUUCCCUACUCGUCGACAAAUUCAUAUAUAUGCAAUAAAACAUAAUUCCUAAUAGUAAGUAUUUAUUUCUAAUCAAGAGCAGAAAUUAAUCAACCAGCUUUAUAAUUAAUGAUAUUUAUAAAACGAUGCAUUCUUAAAACAGUGCGAGAUGUAUAAAUACGUUUAGUUUUCUGAAUCUGAUUACAACAGAAAAUUAUUGAGUAUUUUUCGUAACUUACUCAACUUUUUAAAAAUAAUGUAUUCAAUUGUCGAAACAGAGAGAGGUAAGACUUGUUUGUUAUUUUUAGGAUAUCGGUACUUAAAAGACCGAGUGCGAAAUGAAAACACGUACUGGCAUUGUGAAAAUCGUUCAACCUGCAAUGAUCGUGCUGUUCAAAGAGGAUCCGAACCCCCAGUUGUUUCAACACUGCAUAACCAUGAACUGAAUAGAGAGCGAAAUGAGCGAGAGGAAUUUCGCACAAGUUUGAAACGACGUAUCCGGGAAGAACCAGUAUCGGUCAGGAAAUUGUUUCGUUCGGAACUAGUGAAGAUUCAAACAACAAGUCCAGAUAAUGUGUCUACAUUACCACAAUUCGAUACAAUUAAGAAUUCUUUAUAUCGGACAAGAAAUGAAAAAUAUCCACCAUUACCGAAAUCCAUUGACGAUGUAAAACUCGAGGAUAAGACAGCUGAUGAUCUUAGAAACUUUGAUUAA